Molecule: messenger RNA, 228 nt
Organism: Anisakis simplex (herring worm)
Lineage: Eukaryota; Metazoa; Nematoda; Chromadorea; Rhabditida; Anisakidae
Source: the annotation of a GenBank genome assembly
AUGCAUUCGUGGAGCUUCAUUUCAAUGGCUGUCUUGACAUUUUUGUGGGUAUUUGAAGUCCACGGAGAGGAUAAUAUGGAACAGUGUCGCAACGAUGUUCUGGACUGUAGAGACGUGAAGACGCACAACUUAUGUGGUACUUCUUUGGGCGAACUGUGCAAAAAAACGUGUGAACGUUGUAAUGGACCAAGUGAGUACUUUACUUCUAUUAUUGUUAUGCUCUCUUGA